AUGUGGAAUAAUGAAAUUUCAAAAGAUGAGUCAACUGAAUUCGUUAAACAAAUAAAGAUGGCUAAUGAAAUGCUUAAUGAUUUUUCGUCAUUUAAUUCCGAAAUUCAUCCCGAAGCAGUUUAC
Messenger RNA from Racocetra fulgida, 123 nucleotides. The record is from the annotation of a GenBank genome assembly. NCBI's taxonomy places the organism in Eukaryota, Fungi, Glomeromycota, Glomeromycetes, Diversisporales, Gigasporaceae.